Messenger RNA from Selaginella moellendorffii, 5305 nucleotides. RefSeq names its product DNA-directed RNA polymerase III subunit 1. NCBI's taxonomy places the organism in Eukaryota, Viridiplantae, Streptophyta, Lycopodiopsida, Selaginellales, Selaginellaceae. The transcript is spliced from 29 exons. The coding region runs from base 491 to 4663 and encodes 1390 amino acids. Gene Ontology annotation, biological process: DNA-templated transcription. Gene Ontology annotation, molecular function: DNA binding; DNA-directed RNA polymerase activity. The record is from RefSeq and is a predicted model, not a curated record.
GGGAUUGCUUCGUAAGUUUUGUACAAGUAGCUCACACAAGGCCGAUCAAUAUUUUUUACGAGAAGAGAAAAUAUGCGAGCGCCUAGCCGAACGGGCAUUGUCUUUACGAAAUUCUCGGCCUCGCCAACUUGGCCGGCCCGGUCGAUGGAGUUAAACUUGGCUUCACUCCGUGGAGCAGCAUGAGCUUAAACAGCCGGAGUGCCCGUUUCUCAGCCGUUGUCCCGAGAUUACGCCGAGACCCACCAUCUUCUUGCUUUGAUAAACUCUAACUCCUAGACCAGCGCAUUCCCGACGUGUAAUCCACAGAACCAAUUCUAUCGCUUAUAGGGUGACGCUUCUCACCACGGAAAAUUCAAUUAUCCUUUACUUUUAAUUGUUACCUUGUGAAGGAAACUAGGGACAGAAGUAUUGCAUUUGGAAACCUGGAUGAUUUGUAAUUAAAUUUGUGGACUUUUAGGGUUUAUAGAAACAGAGAGAUUAGGGUUUAGCGAUGGCUGGCAUUGGCGGCACUGGUGUCGCUGCUCACCACGCCUCAAUCAAUUUCACCAAGGGAUUGCACCUCGACGAUGCCGGGCCGCGGAAAAUCAAGAGCAUGCGAUUUAGCACAAUGUCGUCGGAGGAGGUCACCAAGACGGCGGAAGUCCAGAUUUUCGAGCACAGCUUGUACCAGCUGCCGGAGAGGAAGCCUCUUCCUUAUGGAGUUCUCGAUACUCGUCUGGGUACUUCUAACAAGAAGGGACAAUGCACGACUUGUGAUGGGAAGCUAGCCGAUUGUCCUGGGCAUUUUGGCUACAUCAAGUUGGAGCUUCCAGUCUUCCAUAUCGGCUACUUCAAAGACAUUAUAGUCAUUCUUCAGUGCAUCUGCAAGGGAUGCGCUCGCAUUCUCUUGCCAGAAGAAGAGCGGCAGAAAUGGCAACGACGCAUGCAAAAUCCUCGGAGUGAAAUACUCAGAAAGAAGGAAUAUCUCAAGAAGAUCAACGAUCUAUGUAAGAAAGUUCGAGCUUGUCCCAGGUGCGGAGACAUUAACGGCGUCGUGAAGAAGUUGGGCUCAACUCUGAAGAUUAUUCACGAUAAAUAUGCUAAAAACUAUGAAGCGUUCGAGGAAAUGGCACAUAAGUUUGACGAUGCAGUGAAGGUGAACAAGGAGAUGAAGGGGUACAUGAAAAAUAUACAAGAAGAUCUCACACCUCUUAAAGUACUUGGCCUUUUUGAGAAAAUAAUUGGAGAGGACUGCGUGGUUCUCGACCUUGUGGAUAGGCCUGAACAGCUUAUUGUCCAACACAUGCCAGUUCCUCCUGUUGCAAUUCGACCAUCGGUGGAAAUGGACGCUGCUGUUGGGAGCAACGAGGAUGAUGUUACCAUAAAACUUAUGCACAUCAUUGAGCAAAAUAAUCAAAUACGAGCUUGUUUGGAGUCGGGAUUGUCAAUCGCCAAAUGCAUGGAAAUAUGGGACUUCCUUCAGAUUCAGGUUGCUAUGUAUAUCAACAGCGAGCUUCCGGGUCUUCCUCCAAAUAUGCAAACUGGAAAGCCUCUACGAGGUUUUGUCCAGAGGCUUAAAGGAAAACAAGGACGAUUUCGGGGUAACCUUUCUGGAAAGCGUGUAGAUUUCACGGGAAGAACUGUGAUCUCACCUGAUCCGAAUCUUAAGGUGUCUGAGGUUGCCGUGCCAAUUCUAAUGGCUCAAACACUUACGUAUCCGGAGAAAGUUUCUGCUCACAACAUUGAGAAACUCCGGCAAAGAGUUAUAAAUGGCAAGGAAAAGCAUCCUGGAGCAAAUUUUGUUGUGUUUCCAGACGGUGUUAAACGGUUUUUGAAGUUUGGAGAUCGGAAACGGAUUGCAUCGGAGCUCAAGUAUGGAGAUGUUGUGGAAAGACAUCUGGAGGAUGGUGACAUUGUUCUUUUUAAUCGGCAGCCUAGUUUGCAUCGAAUGUCUAUAAUGUGUCACAGGGCUCGAGUUAUGCCCUGGCGUACUUUAAGGUUCAACGAAUCCGUUUGCAAUCCCUACAACGCCGAUUUCGAUGGAGAUGAAAUGAAUAUGCAUGUUCCUCAAACAGAAGAAGCCCGAACAGAAGCAUUGACACUUAUGGGGGUGCAAAACAACUUGUGCACACCCAAGAAUGGCGAAAUUCUGGUUGCAUCUACUCAAGAUUUCUUGACGUCGUCAUUUCUUAUAACCAGGAGAGAUACUUUUUAUGAUCGCGGCCAGUUUGCUCUUAUGUGUUCGUACAUGGGUGACGCCGUGGAGCAUAUCGAUCUUCCUACGCCAGCCAUACUCAAGCCUGUGGAAUUGUGGACUGGGAAGCAACUUUUUGGCGUACUAAUACGCCCGAGUGCACGUAUCAAAGUCUUCUUGAACUUCGUGGUUUGCGAGAAAAACCACAAGAAAGGGACAGAGACAAUGUGCCCAAAAGAUGGCUAUGUCUUCUUUAAAAACAGUGAGCUGAUAUGCGGGCAACUUGGUAAAGGAACCUUAGGUAAUGGAAGCAAGGAUGGCCUGUUUACAGUGUUACUUAGAGACUACGGCGAACAAGCGGCUGCAUCAUGCAUGAAUCGGCUUGCUAAGCUCAGUGCGAGGUGGAUAGGAAAUCACGGUUUUUCGAUAGGAAUUGACGACGUUCAGCCCGGAAGCCGCCUGACCGUAGAGAAGGAGAAGCGGAUUGCGGAAGGCUAUCGAGCGUGCGACAAGCAUAUCUCUCUGUUCAACAAAGGACAGCUUACUCUUCAACCUGGUUGUGAUGCGGCACAGACUUUAGAAUCGGAGAUUACCGGAGAGCUGAACAAAAUUCGAGAAGCUGCAGGGCAGGUGUGCGUGAAUGAGCUCCAUUGGCGAAACAGCCCAUUGAUCAUGUCCCAGUGCGGGUCAAAAGGUUCUGUGAUCAACAUCAGUCAGAUGAUUGCUUGCGUCGGGCAGCAGUCUGUGAGUGGCCAUCGUGCUCCGAAUGGAUUUAUAGAACGCAGCCUUCCACAUUUUCCCCGAAAUGAUAAAACUCCUCAGGCGAAGGGGUUUGUUGCGAAUUCUUUCUACUCCGGUCUAACGGCGACAGAAUUUAUUUUCCACACCAUGGGUGGGCGCGAGGGUCUCGUUGAUACCGCAGUGAAAACUGCUGAAACUGGAUACAUGUCCAGACGUUUAAUGAAAGCUUUAGAAGAUCUUUCAUGCCAGUACGAUGGUACAGUUCGUAAUUCAUCUGGCGUAAUUGUCCAGCUUAUCUACGGGGAUGACUCAAUGGAUCCCGUAAGCAUGGAGGGUCAGAACGGAACGCCCUUGAAUCUGGACCGCGUACUAAUGAAAGCUAAGGCAACUUGUCCACGGGGAGCGACUCCGGCUUUGCCGCCUUCUGAGCUUUGGAAGAUCGUCGAGUCUAAGUUUUCACAAGAUGGUUCAGAAUGCUCUAUGGCCUUUCUGGACUCGCUAAGGAAAUUCUUGAGGAAGGAGUUCGAUACAAUCUCUUCUACAAGGAAAAGACUGUCCUUGCCACUAGAAGACUUUGGUAACUUAGACGAUGAAAAUGUUGCGGCAAAUGUUUCUGGGCUCACUUCCAGACAGCUAGAGGUCUUUCUAAACACGUGCAUUGGUCGGUACCAUAGAAAGAAACUGGAUCCUGGAACUGCUGUUGGAGCCAUUGGAGCUCAAAGUAUUGGAGAACCUGGAACGCAGAUGACCUUGAAAACUUUUCACUUUGCUGGAGUGGCUAGCAUGAAUAUCACUCUCGGUGUUCCUCGUAUUAAAGAGAUUAUCAAUGCCUCCAAAAAGAUCAGUACUCCUAUCAUCACAGCUAAAUUGGUUUCAGAAAACGAUGUGAAGGCAGCUCGAAUUGUCAAGGGCCGUAUCGAGAAAACUGCACUUGGAGAUGUUGCUAAGAGCAUAAAGAUAGUAUUGCGGCCCGGCCAGGCAUUUGUCUCAAUUAAGCUGGACAUGGAUAGAAUUUACUCUCUCCAGCUCGAUAUCAGAGCUGAAACAGUCGCAGAAGCCGUUCUCAAGUUCCCCAAGAUAAAAUCUAUGAAACUCAAGGAACAGCACGUUAAGGUGAACGACGACCGAAGCAUUUCCUUAACAACACCUGAGUCCGACCGGAAAAAGAUGCUGUUUGCCCUUCAUUCACUGCAGAACAUGCUUCCCAAAGUCAUCGUGAAGGGAAUUCCGACUGUUGAGCGAGCGGUCAUAAACCAGGAGAAAGGAAAAUACAACCUCUUGGUCGAAGGCACAAAUCUCAAAGCGGUCAUGGGAACCGAAGGCGUCGACGGGAGAGAAACGACGAGUAAUCACAUCUUUGAGACUGUGGAGGUGCUUGGAAUCGAAGCAGCGCGGAAUGGAAUCAUCAAAGAGAUUCAGUACACAAUGGGAAGCCAUGGAAUGAGCAUCGAUCAACGACACAUGAUGCUGCUCGCGGACGUGAUGACUUACAGAGGGAGAAUUCUGGGGAUCACGAGGUUUGGGAUGGCGAAGAUGAAAGACAGCGUUCUCAUGCUCGCAUCGUUCGAGAAGACGACGGAUCAUCUCUUUGCCGCGUCUGUCCACGGGAGAACCGAUCAGAUCGAAGGAGUGAGCGAGUGCAUUAUCAUGGGAAUUCCAAUGCCGCUUGGCACGGGGCUCUUCAAAGUCAGGCAAAAAGUUGGAAGAAUUCCAAAGCUUGUUUAUGGACCUCCUCCGCUCUUUUCUUGAGAAGAGAGUAAAGACGAACUUACAAGUGAGAUAGAGUCCCUGGGCGGUGGAUAUGAUCAAUGCGGAUGGGAACUUGCGAGAAGAAGGCGUGGAAGGGGUCGUGGUGACGAUGGGGAUGGUGGUGGGAGAAGGCGAUGAUGAAGGAUGUGUUCCUACUUCCGGUUCUCACUCUGCUUUCGGGACUGGACUCGGUUUCUUUUACCUCCUCGCGCUCGCUGCUAUCCGCCUGCAGUCGUCUUGGACGCUUAUGUUCUUGGAUCAUGGCCUGGAGAUGCCAGUUCAAAAUUUUUGCAGUGGUGAAACACCAGUUUGAUCUGUUAUCUCAAGGCGUGACCGAGGUCGAUUCUUUCUUCGAAGGCGAGUGCGAGUUGCCAUCUUAAUGGCCGUAAUGCUCACUGCUCACUCAGCUUUAUAUCACAACAUCAGACAAGGUACGCCAAUUACAGCAAUUUGAAGAAAGCAAAUGAGCGGCAAUGGUCUUUUGAGAAACACUUCAGAGGAGAAAAACAGUGCCUUGUCCCUUUCUAAUGUAAAUAUUCUUUGUACUGUAACACAUUCGGGAGAGACAAGGAUCGUCCUGCCGUCAGUAGGAAAGAGCUUGUGAAGUUGCUCUAUACAGUGAUUCGAAUUCUUUGCUCCUCC